AUGUCACUUCAAUUGCUAGAUGAGAAGUCCUCAUCAACACCAACAACCCACAAGAAGCAAGUGAUUGUUGCUAUCUUAACAUUCAUUUCCUUAGCAAUAUUAUUCAGCUCCAAUUCCUACAUUGCACCAUUAUUCACCCCUUCAAGCCCAGUAGAAUCAACAAUAAGACUGUGUCCAUCGGGUAAGACUCUUCGCCCUUCCAGUUUCUAUAAAGAUAACUCUUCAGUGGAGUAUAUCAUUCAUGAUCCAGAAUUCCGUAAAGAAUCAAUAAAGAAACUAUCAGGAGCUGUCAAAAUUCCAACUAUCACUUUUGAUUAUUAUCAAGAUCCAUUUGUUAACCCAGAGCAAUGGAAUAACUUUACGCAUUUCCAUUGGUUUUUAGAAUCGCAAUUCCCAUUGGUUUAUCAAUCCUUGAAAGUGUCAAAGCCAAAUAUUUACAAUUUAGUUUUCGAAUGGGAAGGUACAGAUUCUUCAUUAAAACCUUUAUUAUUGACUGCUCAUCAAGAUGUUGUUCCAGUUGAAGAGGAAACUAUUUCAAAAUGGGAGCAUGAUCCUUUCGAAGGUUAUUCAGAUGGUGAAACGUUAUGGGGUAGAGGUUCAUCGGAUUGUAAAACUAUGUUGAUUGGUGAAUUGCAGGCAAUUGAAAGAUUAAUCAAAGAUGGGUUUACUCCAAAAAGAACAGUGAUUUUGGCUUUUGGCUUUGAUGAAGAGAUUGGUGGUCAGUUUGGUGCUGCCCAUAUUGCAAAACAAUUGACUGAAACCUAUGGUGAUGAUUCAUUAUUCGCCUUGGUGGAUGAAGGUGGUAGUGCAAUAUCUUUGUUUGAUGAUGUUGCAGUGUCGUUGCCCUCAAUUGGUGAGAAGGGUGCACUAAGCUUACAAAUUACACUAACUACGCCAGGUGGACACUCUUCUGUUCCUCCAGAUCAUACAAAUAUUGGUAUUGUUGCUCAAUUGAUUAACGAUAUAGAAGAUACACCAUUUGAAUCAGUUUUAACACCAAUUAAUCCAACUUUAAAUUUCUUGCAGUGUGUUGCUAAAUAUACUAAUGAGUUUGAUGAAGGUUUGAAAAAUAACGUCUUCAAAGCUGCUUAUGACAAGGCUGCCAAUUCAAAAGUUAUUGAAUACCUUUCAAGUAUCAGGGGUUACAAGUACUUUGUCAGAACUACACAAGCUGUUGAUAUCAUUGAUGGUGGUGUCAAAUCAAAUGCAUUACCAGAGUACACCAAUUUGGUGAUUAAUCAUCGUAUCAGUGUUGAAUCUUCAAUUGAAGAAACUAUUGAUAAGAUUAUUGGGAAUCUAGAGACAAUUGCAAAUAAGUUUGAUUUGGGUAUUUAUCACGAUCAAGAGGAAAUACUUCCAGCAACUAAAAAUGGACAUUUCAAUGUAUCAGGCUCAGGUUUAUCACCAUCACCAGUGUCUCCACUAAAUAACACAAGCUGGGACGUCUUCUCUGGCUCUAUCAAGCACAUUAUUGAAGAUUACAUCUAUCCAAACUUGAGUAAACCAGCUGUUGUUGCAGGUAAUUUAGGUACUGGUAACACUGAUACUAGUAAGUAUUGGAAUUUGACCGAGAAUAUCUAUAGAUAUAGAUUGAGUACCUUGAAUGGUAUUUUAGAAGGUGGUACCCAUAGUGUUAAUGAACACACUACAAUUGAUAAUCAUUUGUCGUUGAUUGCGUUUACUUAUGAGUACAUCAAGAACGUUGAUGAAGCAAAAGAUGAAUAA
Hansenula anomala is the source of this 1725-nucleotide messenger RNA. RefSeq names its product M20 family metallopeptidase. Gene Ontology annotation, cellular component: fungal-type vacuole lumen. Gene Ontology annotation, molecular function: metallocarboxypeptidase activity. The coding region runs from base 1 to 1725 and encodes 574 amino acids. Lineage: Eukaryota; Fungi; Ascomycota; Saccharomycetes; Phaffomycetales; Wickerhamomycetaceae. The transcript has a single exon. The record is from RefSeq and is a predicted model, not a curated record.